Colletotrichum karsti is the source of this 1185-nucleotide messenger RNA. RefSeq names its product putative fad binding domain-containing protein. NCBI's taxonomy places the organism in Eukaryota, Fungi, Ascomycota, Sordariomycetes, Glomerellales, Glomerellaceae. Gene Ontology annotation, biological process: ubiquinone biosynthetic process. The record is from RefSeq and is a predicted model, not a curated record. The transcript has 4 exons. Gene Ontology annotation, molecular function: FAD binding; oxidoreductase activity. Gene Ontology annotation, cellular component: mitochondrion.
CUGCUCGCUGUGCUUCUCCAACAGCAGGGCAUACAGGUGCAAGUUCUCGAGGCAUCAGACAAGCUCGACGAACAACCUCGAGCUUGCCAUUACAGCGGCCCAGCCAAAUACGAACUUCAGCGCGCAGGUGUCCUUGACAAGAUCUGUGCGGAAGGCUUCUUCCCAGACGGUGUUACCUGGCGUACCAAGGCCGGUUCAGCUAUUGUGGGACUCGACGGCUCGGGUGAGCUCGAAACUAGCAUCAAUCGCAUUGUCUGCCUCGAACUCGGUCGCGUCAUUCAGAUCCUCUACGAUACCGCCAUCUCCCAUGGAAAUUGCCAAGUGUUGAUGAAGCACAUGGUCACUAGCUCUAUUGGCCAGUCGAAGACCUGUGCAUGGGUGGAUGUCAAGGUACCCUCAGGAGAGACGGUGAAGUUUGAGGCCGAUUACAUUGUGGGAUGCGACGGCGCCAACAGUCAGAUGCGGCGAGCGCUGUUCGGAGAUAGGAACUUCCCUGGCUGGACCUGGGAUCAGCAGAUAAUUGCAAGCAAUGUCUACUAUCCUUUCGAGGACUUCGGCUUCAACGAUUCGAACUUCAUCGUACAUCCCACAGAAUGGUACAUGGCAGCAAAGAUCUCUAAAGAUGGCAUGUGGCGUGUAACGUACGGCGACAUAUCUGGCUUAACCAAAGAAGAGUACGCCGAGCGCCUUCCAAUGCGGUUCAAGCAGAUUCUUCCGACCGGCUUCAACCCCGAAUUUCUCAGAGUUGCCAAUAUCGGGCCUUACAAAAUGCACCAAAGGCUAGCAGAGAGUAUGCGAAUCGGACGCUUUCUUCUCGCCGGUGAUGCUGCGCAUCUCUGUAACCCUUUCGGAGGGUAUGGACUGACAAGUGGUAUCGCGGACGUGGGAUGUCUUUACGAUGCUUUGGUCGGAAUUAAAAGGGGCCUCGCCGACGAGAGUAUUCUCGACAAGUACUCCGACAUCCGUUCGGAAAAGUAUCGCACCAUUGUCGAUCCCAUGUCAACUGCGGGCUUCAGGCGGCUCUGGGAGAAAAACCCAGAGACUACAAUUGCAGAGGAUGAGUUCUUUGAGCUUUUGAGGAAAGUGUCCGGCGAUGAGAAGCAGUUAAGGCAGCUUCGCCAGGGAGCAAUGGCCCUGAGAUACGAUCUCACUGAGUUUUAUCGUGAGGAAGUUGUUCAAGCAUGA